CAUCAACUAAAGAGAGACAGAAACUCCAGUAAGCAAACGCAAAAAAUAGUGUUGCCAUUUUUAAUUGGUAAUUACAUCAGUAACAACAUUGUUUUGUAUUGUUAUUACCUUAAUAAAUACAUCUAAUAAAAAAUAACAAAUAUCUGAAAAAUAUAAAUAAUUUAAUAAAAGCAGAGAUUUGAACGUAAACUUUGCAAGAUGUUGCUGACUGAACUACCUGAUGUUGUCUUUGAAACGAUUUUGUCCAACUUGUCAUACGAUGAAAUCGCCAAGAAUCGUUUGGUUUGCAAACAUUUUGAUCAAACGUGCCAAAAACUACUGAACCGUGGAUUCCAGUCAAUGGAACGGUAUCAUACGCAAUGUCUCCGUGAAGUUAAGAGUCAGUUGCCAAGACGUGAGUCCGAAAGACGUAAUCACUCAUUGGCUAGACAUUGUGAUGUUUUGACAGCCAUUGAAACACGUAUAUCAAUGUUGUCAAUGACAUUUAUGAAAUAUAUUAAUCAAAACCUUUGUUGUUUUAUUCCUGGCAAGGUGAUUGAUGAAAUAUUUCGAAUUCUACACUUGGUAAAAGACUCCAACAGUUUGCCACGAGCUCAUGAAAUUCUACAGGAACUAAGAGACAUCAGCAGCAUGGCAAUGGAACAUUUUGAUGAAAAAAUUAUGCCGGCCUUCAAAUCACGAAUGAGUUCAUCGAGUAUGAGCAGCGUCAACAGCUACGAUUUACCAGGUGGCAGCUUGAUGAUACCGUACAGUCCAAGUUCAGCACACAACUCCGGUCGUAACCCUUCGAUUAUAUUGAACCGGUACCACCCCCACACUGCCGACAAAUUGGAGCAGCAGUUCAAAAAAUUAGUUUGCAAAACGCGAAAAAAUAAACUAUCUUUCAUGGCAAUAAGAAGUAAAUUAAGCAAAAUGCGUUUACGUAUGAAACGUCAGGGCGCGCAGAUGCGCUUGCAGAGUAACAAAUUACACGAGCAAGCUAAGAAAUUAAAUGAUCAAGAAUUACAGAUCGCUGAUUUACGCAGACAUUUUGAAGAGUGGGAACAAAAAAUGGGUGAUUUGACGGCUGAGCUGAGCCGAGCACGUGAUGAAUCUCUCACAGCAGACAGUAUUAAACGCCGCAUAAACGUUCAAAAAGAUUCUUGUGAUAACACGAAGCCUAAUCCGAAGAAACGUAAACUCAUCGUUGAACGCAAAUCUUCAUGUGAUGCUACUGACAUUAAAUUUAAAAAGUUUAUGUCCGAGCUACUGAGUGAAUCUCGAAAAGACUAGUAGAUUUAAGGUUUUUAUUUAAAUCGUUUAAAUAAAAUUAUAAAGUUUAUUUUCAUUUAGAUAUAGAAGUACGUGAAAAAAAUAAGCAUUCAACUUUUAAUUUAUUAUUUUUCCAUUACCCGAGUUAUUAUUUUAUGCUUUGUAAUAUCUACUAAUAUUAAAAAGCAAUUUUUUUUUAAUUAUUAAAAUUAAUUACCAUUACACGCAAAAAAAUUGGAUGCUUAAUUAAAUCUCCGUUUGAAUGAAAAUUUAUUUUCACGAUCUUGUUCAUGAAUAACAUGAACUUGUAAGUUUACACCCGUGAAAAUAAAUUAAAAAACAACCAUCGAGUUGAAAAGAUUGUUUCACUGUAUUAAUUAUAAAAUUAGUUAUCAAAAAAAAAUUUAAGUACAUAUCGGAAGUAUACAAAUGUACUCGAUGCUCACACGCGUUAAUUAACGCGUCUUCUUUGAUGUUGUGUUUAAUCGAAUAUUUUUUAAAUCGACAUACAAAUUUUUCAGCAUCUCAUCGGUCAACCUAGUUUCGCGAACGCAAAGUUCAUCGGACUUUUUACCAUCUAUUUGAUUGAUGUGAUUGACCCGCGAGAGAUAACUCGUUGGGUCUUUUUUAUCUAAAAAAAAAAGCACAAAGCGAAAUCAAUCAUAUUUCGUAGACCAGCUCACAAAAAAUAUAUACACAAAUAAAUAUAUAUAUUUAUCUACAACAAAACUCACCCAGCGUUUGUCUGCUUAGCAAUGAAUCAUAAAAAAAUUCAUCGUCUAGCUUUAAUCUCAAUAGAAAUUCAUCUUUUAAAUCUGUAGUUUUUCCCAAAUAAUUUUUAAUAAACUUUGAGUUUUUAUUACAAUACUUGGCGCUUAUUUUACGCAUCUCUCUGUUUAAUUCGCGGUUUAUUUUAUUUAUCUGCUUACUGCGCAUUUUACUUAAAUAUUUCCCAACUUUUUCAAACCUCUUAAUCAAUUUUUUUUUCUGCUCAUAAUUGUUUGUCUCAAUCACUUUGUUUACCAACUCCUGACGUGCAUCCAUCACCGAUUGCAGCUCCUGAAUAUCAGUAAAAAUAUACACUUACAUUCAACGAGCAAUAUUCAAAUAAAUAAAAAAAAAUAAACGAAUUGAAGAAUAACAACUGAUUACUUUGUCAUGGAACGUCCAUUCUUCUCUAUCAAUCAUAGUAAUUAUAGCUUUGUGUGUUUGUACAUUGACCUUACAAUCAAGCGGAGGUAAUAAAGACUCCAAUGAUUUUUUUA
Microplitis demolitor is the source of this 2516-nucleotide messenger RNA. It is a transcript of the gene pall, whose product is annotated as F-box only protein 28. Gene Ontology annotation, molecular function: protein binding. Bases 199 to 1272 code for a protein of 357 amino acids. Gene Ontology annotation, biological process: protein polyubiquitination. The record is from RefSeq and is a predicted model, not a curated record. Lineage: Eukaryota; Metazoa; Arthropoda; Insecta; Hymenoptera; Braconidae. The transcript has 4 exons.